AUGGCCGAGACCGACAAGCAUUACUUCAAGUACCAGUACUUCCUCUCCGUCGUGCCUACUCUAUACACCAAGGGUCGAAGCGCCCUGGACGCAUACACCCGUUCUCCGGCGUCGGCCACCGCUCGCACUGGCCGUAACACGGUCUUCACGAACCAGUACGCGGCGACUAGCCAGUCUGAAGAGAUGCCCGAGACCCCGUACUUGGUCCCGGGCAUCUUCUUCAAGUACAACAUUGAGCCGAUUUUGCUGCUUGUCAGUGAAGAACGGGGCGGGUUCCUGGCGCUUGUUAUCCGGGUGAUCAACACCGUUAGUGGAGUUCUUGUUACCGGUGGUUGGAUUUACCAGAUCUCGGGUUGGGUCACCGAGAUUGCUGGGAGGAGGAAGAAGGAGCAGCCUGAGGGAUCCUAA
This is a messenger RNA of Penicillium cinerascens, 408 nucleotides long. RefSeq lists its product as uncharacterized. The record is from RefSeq and is a predicted model, not a curated record. Lineage: Eukaryota; Fungi; Ascomycota; Eurotiomycetes; Eurotiales; Aspergillaceae. Bases 1 to 408 code for a protein of 135 amino acids. Gene Ontology annotation, cellular component: Golgi membrane; endoplasmic reticulum; COPII-coated ER to Golgi transport vesicle. The transcript has a single exon. Gene Ontology annotation, biological process: endoplasmic reticulum to Golgi vesicle-mediated transport; retrograde vesicle-mediated transport, Golgi to endoplasmic reticulum.